AUGGAGUUCAGAGAUGGUGUGGGUCUGGAGGAGCUGUGUCCAGUGUGUGGAGAUAAAGUAUCUGGUUACCACUACGGUCUGCUCACCUGUGAGAGCUGCAAGGGUUUUUUCAAAAGAACAGUCCAGAACAACAAGAAGUACAUCUGUGCAGAGAACCAGCAGUGCAGGAUUGAUGUAACUCAGAGGAGGCGGUGUCCGUUCUGCAGAUUUCAAAAGUGUCUUCAUGUCGGCAUGAGGCUGGAAGCUGUUCGUGCAGAUCGAAUACGAGGUGGCAGGAACAAGUUCGGCCCCAUGUACAAGCGUGAUCGCGCCCUCAAGCAGCAGAGAAAGGCUUUGAUUCAGGCUAGCGGAUUCAGAAUAGACAGCAGACCACCAAUGGGCUCCUCAACCCAGCAAAGAGACUUGACCUUUACCGGUGGCCUUCAUCCAGUUCCCAUCCUUCACUUCAGCCCAAUACCCACUGCACAGAACCAUCGUAUCAGCUACCAGCCUCCAUCACUGGGUUCACUCCUGCCAUCCGACUCACCCUGUGUCAACCAGUACCAGUGUGCCUCCUCCUCAAACUGGACCAUCAAGUCAGAGCAAGCCAACAUCUCAGGACUCGACUCAGACGAGCCAUACUCGAGACCUCUCUCUCCACGCGGUCCAAGGAUGCCACAGCUAGUGAUGGAGUUUGUGCGCUGUGAUCCAGACGAGCUCCAGCUGCAGAGUAAAAUCACUGCCCGUCUCCUGCAGGAGCAUGUGGGCUGUGAGAAACCCGGGAGCCCCAGCACAUUCGGCCUGAUGUGCCUCAUGGCCGACCAGACGCUGUUCUCCAUCGUGGAGUGGGCUCGCACAUCUGUCUUCUUCAAACAACUUAAGGUGAAUGACCAGAUGAAGCUGCUGCACAGCUGCUGGAGUGACCUGUUGCUCCUGGACAUCAUCUCCAGACAGGUCCUGUAUGGAAAAGAGGGCCGCCUGCUCCUGGUCACUGGGCAGGAGAUGGAGCUGUCCGACGUAGCCUCCCACGCUGGUCUCACUGUGGCCGACCUAGUCCAGAGAGGACAGGAGCUGGUUGAGAAGCUCCACAUCAUAAAGGUGGACCGCCAAGAGUUUGCCUGCAUCAAGUUCAUCAUCCUCUUCAACCCAGAUGUGAAGCAGCUUGAGGACCACCAGUUCAUAGAGAGCAUGCAGGAGCAGGCUGAAGGCGCUCUGCUGGAGUACACGCUGUGCACCUCUUCUCACCUUCUCGGACGCUUUGCUCAUCUGCUGCUCUGUCUGUCCGAGUUGCGCUCUCUCAGCGCUCUCGCCGAAGACUACCUGUACUGCAAACACCUGAGCAGUGAGGUGCCGUGCAACAACCUGCUCAUUGAGAUGCUCCAUGCCAAACGCAGCUGGGAGUGA
This is a messenger RNA of Anoplopoma fimbria (sablefish), 1383 nucleotides long. RefSeq names its product steroidogenic factor 1-like. Gene Ontology annotation, molecular function: zinc ion binding; RNA polymerase II cis-regulatory region sequence-specific DNA binding; nuclear receptor activity. The transcript has 6 exons. Lineage: Eukaryota; Metazoa; Chordata; Actinopteri; Perciformes; Anoplopomatidae. The record is from RefSeq and is a predicted model, not a curated record. The coding region runs from base 1 to 1383 and encodes 460 amino acids. Gene Ontology annotation, biological process: hormone-mediated signaling pathway; regulation of transcription by RNA polymerase II; tissue development. Gene Ontology annotation, cellular component: RNA polymerase II transcription regulator complex.